AACCCGGACCGGCCCAUUCGGUUUCAAAUUGGGGAAUAUCUUUCUGUGCAAGACAAGUGAUAUAUAUGCGUACCCUAUCUUUCUCAAAUCAAAUCUGAUUCAAAACCUAGUUCUCAUAUUACUCAAGCUCAAAACCCAGGCAUGGAAAGGCUUCAUAGGAUGUUCGCAGGUGCUGGAGGUGCAUUGGGUCACCCGCCAGCAGAUGCACCAACUCUAGAUUCAUCUGAGCAAGUGUACAUUUCUUCCCUGGCCUUACUCAAGAUGCUUAAACACGGGAGAGCAGGAGUUCCGAUGGAAGUCAUGGGUUUGAUGCUGGGUGAAUUUGUCGAUGAGUAUACAGUUCGUGUUGUUGAUGUGUUUGCAAUGCCACAAAGUGGUACUGGAGUUAGUGUGGAAGCUGUUGAUCAUGUUUUUCAAACCAACAUGUUGGAUAUGUUGAAGCAAACGGGAAGACCUGAGAUGGUGGUUGGAUGGUACCACUCACAUCCUGGAUUUGGUUGCUGGCUCUCUGGUGUGGACAUCAAUACUCAGCAGAGCUUCGAAGCCUUGAACCAAAGAGCUGUGGCUGUUGUGGUUGAUCCUAUCCAGAGUGUAAAAGGAAAGGUUGUCAUUGAUGCUUUUCGAUUGAUUAACCCCCAAACUAUGAUGCUUGGCCAAGAGCCACGACAGACAACAUCAAACCUUGGACAUCUUAACAAACCGUCUAUUCAAGCAUUGAUCCAUGGAUUGAAUAGGCAUUAUUACUCGAUAGCAAUCAAUUACAGGAAAAAUGAACUAGAGGAGAAGAUGCUAUUAAACCUUCACAAGAAGAAGUGGACUGAUGGAUUGACACUGCAGCGGUUUGAUACUCAUUCAAAAACCAAUGAGCAGACAGUUCAGGAGAUGCUAAAUUUAGCAAUUAAAUAUAACAAGGCUGUUCAAGAAGAGGAUGAGUUGUCUCCGGAGAAGCUUGCUAUUGCUAAUGUAGGGAGGCAAGAUGCAAAGAAGCAUCUUGAGGAGCAUGUCUCCAACUUGAUGUCUUCAAACAUAAUCCAAACCCUGGGUACCAUGCUCGACACUGUUGUGUUCUAGAGUGUAGUGCUCUGUGUUACUCAUGGGUGGUGUUCAGGGGCAAAAAAACGGGAUUCAUUAUUCUAUGAUUCUAUUAUGUUGCCUCUAUAUAUCACAUUAGAAGCACCAGGUUGUACUUUCUUGCUGAUUCGAAUUCUCUCUUUUCAGAAAAGAAAAAAAUGUCACUAUUUAUGGUUGUAUUGUAAGAAUGUGUCCAAUGAUGUAAGAGUUCUGAACCAGAUUUGCAGGAGUUAGUAAUGAGUUUAACUGUUUUACUGCA
Daucus carota subsp. sativus is the source of this 1330-nucleotide messenger RNA. Its product is annotated as 26S proteasome non-ATPase regulatory subunit 14 homolog. The coding region runs from base 142 to 1071 and encodes 309 amino acids. The record is from RefSeq and is a predicted model, not a curated record. The transcript is spliced from 7 exons. Gene Ontology annotation, biological process: proteasome-mediated ubiquitin-dependent protein catabolic process; protein deubiquitination. NCBI's taxonomy places the organism in Eukaryota, Viridiplantae, Streptophyta, Magnoliopsida, Apiales, Apiaceae. Gene Ontology annotation, molecular function: proteasome binding; metallopeptidase activity; protein binding. Gene Ontology annotation, cellular component: proteasome regulatory particle, lid subcomplex.